Poecilia reticulata (guppy) is the source of this 568-nucleotide messenger RNA. It is a transcript of the gene fabp6, whose product is annotated as fatty acid binding protein 6, ileal (gastrotropin). Lineage: Eukaryota; Metazoa; Chordata; Actinopteri; Cyprinodontiformes; Poeciliidae. Gene Ontology annotation, molecular function: lipid binding. The record is from RefSeq and is a predicted model, not a curated record.
CCCCCGGUCCCGGUACCUCGCAACCUCUCUCCGCUUGCCUCAGCAUCUCUUCUCUCUCRGCUCUCCGAAAAAACAACCGACACCACCAGAAAAUGGCCUUCUCCGGAAAAUGGGAACUUGAGUCCCAGGAGGGAUAUGAUGCAUUCUGCAAGUUGGUUGGUAUUCCCGACGACAUCAUGCAGAAGGGACGCGACUUCAAGACGGUCACGGAGGUCGUCCAGAACGGGAACGACUUCACCUGGACGCAGCACUACCCUUCCAAYGCCAAGGUCACAAACAACUUUACCAUUGGCAAGGAGUGCGACAUGCAGACCAUCGGAGGAAAGAACUUCAAGGCCACCGUGAACAUGGAAGGAGGCAAGCUGACCGUGAGCUUCCCCAACUACCACCAAGUCAAUGAGGUCAGCGGGGACAAGCUCAUCGAGACCUCCACCGCUGGCACUGUGGUCCUGAAGAGAAUCAGCAAGAAGAUCUGAACACCGAUUGACUGUUAACAUUUUGUACAGCUGAAAUGGAGAGCUCAAAGCUGUCAAAACGAGCAAUAAAUUAAGAGUCAUACCAACAUGAA